Messenger RNA from Penaeus indicus, 1515 nucleotides. RefSeq names its product cilia- and flagella-associated protein 251-like. The transcript has a single exon. Lineage: Eukaryota; Metazoa; Arthropoda; Malacostraca; Decapoda; Penaeidae. The record is from RefSeq and is a predicted model, not a curated record. The coding region runs from base 50 to 469 and encodes 139 amino acids.
UCUCCUCCGCGCCCGUUUCUGACAGUUAAGCAACCAAACCUUCACCAACAUGUCGGACGACGCCGCCGUUGCGCCCGCGGAGAACAACGUCAGCGCCCCUGCAGAGAAAAAGAAUCGAACCAGCACGGUCUCCCGAGCCACGGCAGAAGGUGAGGCACUCCUCAAAGAGAUGGGAUUUGAGGACAAGGAGACCCCAGGCCGGAGGAGAACCAGGGCUGCCAUAAGGGGGGACGUAUACACUCCGCCUGCAAAGAAGGAGAGGAAAGCCGCAACACCGGGAAGUGGGCGUAGAGGACGUCCCCCGAAGAAGACUGAAGAGAAGAAAGAAGAAGAACCGGCAGCUGAAGAGGAAGAGAAAAAUGAGGAGGAGGAAGAGAAGGUAGAAAAGGAGAAACCAGCUGCAGAUGAAGAGGCCGCUGAGGAAGCCAGUGCAGAUGGAGAAGCAGAUGCAGAAGAGAAAGCCGAGUGAGGGGAAUCCCAAGAGAGCCAUGGUACAAAUUGUUUACCUGAUGAUUCUACAAGUACACAAUAAGGUUGUAAGGUGUUUGUAAGGCGCACACACAGGUGGAGAGUUAAGUUGGAGGGCAGAGGGAGGGGGGAGGGAUAGAGUGGAGGGAACUUCAAAUGCAAGCUCACUACAAGUCAUGGCCAGAGAAUUAUCUGCUAAGACUGUAAUUUUGUGUUAAUGUGGAUUUCAAUCAGGUUGUUUUUAGUUACUUUGAUGUGAAAUGAAGGUAGUUCUGUGGCAUCUUUAGAAGUGGUAUGAUUUUAUGCAUGGUAAGUUUAUACUUUCCAGCUUCAAAGUAAUAUGCAAAUUCAGGUACCAAUUACUGUCCAUAAAUCACUACAUUACACACAGAUGCACACACACACACACACACACACACACACACACACACACACACACACACACACACACACACACACACACACACACACAUAUUGUAUAGGCACUAAUUAACUAAGAUACACAAAGUUCUCCUUGUUUUUUUAAGAACAGCUGAUGCAAGCUUGCAUUCAAAAGUUGGUUAAGAUCAUACUAAUUUCACCUGAUGCUCAUUAGAAUGAACACAAAUAGUGCUUAAUUCCUGUCAGAUGUUUGAUUUUUAUGGAGUGCCAUAGAAAGUGUUUAAACCAGACUUGCCUCAAUAAAUGUUAAAUCAUUAAGAAAGCCAGUGAGUUAUCUAUUAUGACUUGUAACAAAUACAAAAUACCUUCCAUAUUUCUACAGAUGGUUUAGCUUUCAUUUGUAAAUAGAACACUUAUGCUGAUAGGAUCAUAUCAGUCCUGACCUGAUCUAUAUGGGCAGCUGGACUUUUGCAGUGCCACUAAUAAUUCCUGUUCUUCAAAUGCCAAAGGCUACACUUUGCAUAUUAAGGGAACUUUUAAACACCUCGUGGCAUUUAAACAUCUUCCAAUAUUAUCUUGGAACAGUAAACUAAAUUUGUGCAAUCAUAUUUUAACUGUGGGUGAUUGUGUUGUAGUAGAUCACCUGAAUAUACAUUUUUCCUCUUA